UUUGUACGGAUGGAUCUAUGACCUCUAAAAGGAUUUCAAUAAUAAGAAAACAAAAUGAUUUACACAUUUACGAAAUUAUAAUGAAUUAUGUUAGAUAAAGAAAAAGAAAAAAAUACUUUUUACUCCUUUUUGUAAAACAUAUAAAAUGGCUGAUUACAAAGUGGUAACUUCUGAUUUCCUUAAUGUGCAAAUAUCUACUUCUAAGGAUGAUUUUAUUCACAAUGAACGAAGAUUUACUAAAGACAUCACCGUUCGAGACUUAAAAGCAAAAUUGGAACUAAUGACCGGCGCCAGUUGCAACACAAUGCAAAUAGAAGCUUAUGAUAAAGAUAACAAACUGGUGUGUAAAUUAGCUGAUGAAGAUGCACUUUUGGGCUCAUAUCCAAUUGAUAAUGGCAUGCGUUUACAUGUAGUAGAUAGUUUUGUAAUAAGAAAUGAAUUGGACUUUGGAAAUGUUGAAAAAUAUGAAAUUGAUCCUGAGUUAUAUGCCAAAAGGCCAGAUACUGUCAGGGCAUUCCUUGUUAAGAACAAAUUAGGACAAUAUAAUGAAGAAUACAGAAGGAAAAAGGAGAAACUAGAAGAGGAAGAAAAAAAAUUAGUAGAAUCAGUUAUUUUGGGAUCUCGUUGUAAAGUAUCUGUUCCUAAUGCCCCAACACGUCUAGGGACGGUCACAUACAAAGGCACAAUUGAAGGCAUGAAUGGCAACUGGAUAGGUGUUAAGUAUGACGAACCUUUAGGCAAAAAUGAUGGAUCAUAUAAGGGCAAAAGGUAUUUUGAUUGCCCUCCUAAUUACGGGGCUUUCGUUAAGCCUCAGCAUAUACUUUGUGGUGACUUUCCAGAAGAAAAUUAUGACUUACAAGAAGAAAUAUAAUAUAGAAUCUCUGUCAUGAAGGUAAUUAAUGCUAUUAUUUAUUGUUAUUCCGAUUCUGUUGCAAUUUUUAAAUUGGAAGUGUUUAUUAAUUAUAUUAAUAUUAUACCCUAAAAAACGCUAAAUACAAUAUACAAUUAUACAC
Agrilus planipennis (emerald ash borer) is the source of this 1013-nucleotide messenger RNA. It is a transcript of the gene TBCB, whose product is annotated as tubulin-folding cofactor B. Gene Ontology annotation, biological process: post-chaperonin tubulin folding pathway; tubulin complex assembly; cytoplasmic microtubule organization. Gene Ontology annotation, molecular function: microtubule plus-end binding; alpha-tubulin binding. NCBI's taxonomy places the organism in Eukaryota, Metazoa, Arthropoda, Insecta, Coleoptera, Buprestidae. The transcript is spliced from 5 exons. The record is from RefSeq and is a predicted model, not a curated record. Gene Ontology annotation, cellular component: cytoplasm; microtubule plus-end; nucleus. Bases 146 to 871 code for a protein of 241 amino acids.